Molecule: messenger RNA, 3657 nt
Organism: Misgurnus anguillicaudatus (oriental weatherfish)
Lineage: Eukaryota; Metazoa; Chordata; Actinopteri; Cypriniformes; Cobitidae
Gene: gramd1ba
Product: GRAM domain containing 1Ba
Biological process (GO): intracellular sterol transport
Cellular component (GO): endoplasmic reticulum-plasma membrane contact site; plasma membrane; endoplasmic reticulum membrane
Molecular function (GO): cholesterol binding; cholesterol transfer activity
Source: RefSeq, a predicted model, not a curated record
UCCAUAGAAAGGGAACCGAGUGUGAGGGAAUGAACGGCGAUCUUUACAGUGACACACCGCACACGUUAUAAAUCCAGACACAACGUCAGCCUGUUAAACCGCAUUUAUUUUUAUUUUUUGGAUGACAUGACGGUAGAAAAGGGUUUUAUUCUGGAAUGACCUAUUAAAUCAAACAUGGCAGCGCAGACACAUCUCACAGGAAGCGCUGAACUUGGCUCAACCCAGCUGUGGACUCGCUAAACCUUAUGCUAUCUCUGAUCAAUACCUAUUAGCGGUUUUGGACUCAUGUGAGACUGAGCAAAAGCAAAACCAUGUCGGAGACCCUGCAGCUGCCCGCGCUGCAGAUCCAGGGGCCGGAGGAUGGGGAAUGUGAGGGGAAUCCGGCACUGUCGAGCUCUUGCAGUCCUUCUCUACGCCGCAAGCGCUUUAAAAUGCGACGGAUGAAAAAUGUCAUGAGUGAGAAGGAACAGCUGGAGAAGGAUCAGCUUCAGCGUUCCGGCUCCAAGGAGUACCUGCAGCUUCCGUCCAUCGAGAUCACACCAUCCGGUGACGAGGAUGCGCCGUGGUCCAGCUGUUCCACCCCCACCGCCUCUCCCCAACGCAGACGCUUCCUCCUGCGCAAGUGGCUGCGCGGAGGCGACAAAAAAGACAAUGGCAGUGAAAGCAGCAGUCAGCAGAGCAGCCUGCAGAGCAGUCAUGAAGAGGAGUCCACCACACGUUAUUUAAGUCCGAACGCACGUGAGGACAGCACUGCCAGUAACUCGAACCGCAGCACGCCGGCCUGUUCACCCGUCCUGCGUAAACGCUCGCGUUCCCCAACACCCCAGAGUCCGGAGGGAGAGAACAUGGUGGAGAAAAACUCGGAUCAUUCCUCAGACAAAUCCCCCUCCACCCCUGAACAAGCUGUCCAGCGCACCUACAGUCAGUCGAUUCACACCACCCGUCCCGCCGGCAAGAACUCCAAGAAAAGUCAAAGCUGGUACAAUGUUUUGAGUCCCACAUAUAAGCAGCGAAAUGAAGACUUCAGGAAGCUCUUUAAGCAGCUGCCUGACACGGAGCGUCUCAUUGUGGACUACUCCUGUGCCCUGCAAAGAGAUAUUCUCCUGCAGGGUCGCCUCUACCUCUCCGAAAACUGGAUCUGUUUCUAUAGCAACAUCUUCCGCUGGGAAACGCUGCUGACCGUGAGGUUAAAAGACGUCUGCUCCAUGACAAAAGAGAAGACGGCUCGACUCAUACCCAAUGCAAUCCAGCUGUGCACAGACAGUGAAAAGCACUUUUUUACCUCAUUCGGAGCGAGAGAUCGGACAUACAUGAUGAUGUUCAGACUCUGGCAGAAUGCCCUCUUGGAGAAGCCUUUGUGUCCCAAAGAGUUGUGGCACUUUGUCCAUCAGUGUUAUGGAAAUGAACUCGGUCUGACCAGUGACGAUGAGGAUUAUGUACCUCCCGAUGAUGACUAUAACACAAUGGGCUGUUGCCCCCCUCCCUGGUGCAGGUACUGUGAGGAAAUCCCGCCCGAAUACAACGACGCCAAUGACAACUGCCCCAAAACAUCAGAGGCAAAAAUGGACAUCAGCCCACAGCUCCACAAAAAAGUUUCCCCCAAUAACAGCCUGAAUUCAACAGACAGCGCAGAUGCUCCAGUUAGUUUUGACAUUCCUCCGGUGGAGGAGUUUGCUGGCUGUGCCCCAGAAGACCUCCUGUCCCUGCCUUUACCUGACAACAAGCCGUCAGAAAGCAAUGGCUCCGCCCCUACCCCAGUCCCCGCCCCCUCGCUUGAUUUUAACGACAAUGAGGACCUGCCCACCGAACUCAGCGACUCCUCGGAAACCCAUGACGAGGCAGGAGAGGUGCAGGCCUUCCAGGAAGAUCUGAAUGGGAAGCUGUACAUUAAUGAGGUGUAUAAGUUCAGCGUAGACAAGCUCUUUGACAUCCUCUUCACAGAAUCCCAAUUCAUGAGGGACUUCCUGGAACAGAGACGCUUCUCAGAUGUGGUCUCUCACCCCUGGAGGAAAGAAGAAGGAGGAAAUCAGACCAGAGAGAUCAUGUACACCAUCUCUCUCUCCAACCCGCUAGCCCCAAAAACAGCCACAGUCACAGAGACACAGACUCUGCACAAGGCCAGUCAAGUGAGCGAGUGCUACAUCAUCGACGCUGAGGUGAUCGCUCACGACGUCCCAUAUCACGAUUACUUUUACACGCUUAACCGGUACAUGCUCACUAGAGUCGCCAAAAACAAGUGCCGUCUGAGGGUGUCGGCUGAAUUGCGCUACAGAAAGCAACCGUGGGGAUUGGUCAAGGGUUUCAUUGAGAGAAACUUCUGGAGCGGCCUGGACGAAUACUUCAGGUAUUUAGAGCUGGAGUUAAAUAAGGUACAGAUGCUGCUCUCCGAACAUCAUACACAGUCUCCGAAAUCCAAAGCAUUACGCACAGCGAGGCGACGGAAGCGACCGCUGACGCACAUGAGACAGCAGCACUUGGAUGAGGCGCUCAGUCCCGUCACCACACCUGAGGGCGAGAAGAGCGUCAUCCAUCGCAUCAAACACGUGGCAGGAUCCACACAGACCAGACACAUGCCGGAUCACGGGUCUGAAGGUCUGGCUCUGUACAGCGUCUCUAAACUCUUGCUCAUCAUCAGCUCUGUUCUGGUGUUGCUGGUCUUUUUAAACAUGAUGCUGUUUUAUAAACUCUGGAUGCUGGAGUACACCGCUCAGACUCUGACCUCCUGGCACAAUCUCAGGUCUCAGGAAAGUAAACUUCCACAGACACAGACAGAAUGGGCACAGCUCCUAGAGUCCCAGCAGCGUUUUCAUGAGAGCGAGCUGGAGAAAUGGAGGGAGAUGAUAAAAACCUCUGUGCUGUUGUUAGACGAGAUGAGGGAGUCUCUAGUGAAGUUACACAAAAGCGUUGGAUUAAGAGACUACGAAUCAGAGACUGAAGAGAGGAGGAAUCAUUAUCACUGACGAACAGAAUCCCAGCUCGGCCAACGCGAACAUCUCUACACAAGGAGGUUUGAUGAGCCGGGCUGGGCGGGGCAUGGUUGAACUAAAUAGCUUUCAUAGUCCAAAUGCAGAACCCUACGCUCUCAUGCCUCUUCCCUCCUUAUCUCCUCACUUUUUGGAACGUUAUGCCGAGAGAGCCCAAAUAAAGGAAGGCAUUCAGGCGGGGCGCCGCGUGAAAACUGAUUGUUCUGCACACCCAGGGCUAAAACAAACAAACUUGUUUAACCAUCAAUGCAAAACGGACACUGGACCCUCGUUGGUUUAAAUACUUGAAAGACUGGAGCUGACGCAACAGCAUCCUUUUUUGAAACUUCUCGGAGUCUCGGACCAGAUAAAAAUAUAAAGGACAUAAACAUUUAUUUAUAAUCUAUAUAUAUAUAGAGUCGAAUGAUAUAUGUGAAAAUAUACGAUUUGUAAAUAGAGUUAUAUUUGUUGCCAGAGUUCAUUUGUAACAACUUUCCAUGGAGAAUCAAGGCUGGUUCCUUGAUAGCCUGCGCCAUGGUGCAUUAAAUAUAUGCAACUGAUAUUUAAUCUCCGGUGUGAAGGAGGGACCUCACCUGAUUGGUUGAUUUGUGAUGAGCCAUGAUCACCCAGGUUAAAUGGUGAAAACAUCUGUUGUGCGUCAUUGGCUGCAUUACAAUUUGCAUACUACUUGAGU